Molecule: messenger RNA, 5608 nt
Organism: Sorex araneus (European shrew)
Lineage: Eukaryota; Metazoa; Chordata; Mammalia; Eulipotyphla; Soricidae
Gene: GLCE
Product: glucuronic acid epimerase
Exons: 5
Coding region: 253-2109 (618 amino acids)
Biological process (GO): heparan sulfate proteoglycan biosynthetic process
Cellular component (GO): Golgi apparatus
Molecular function (GO): heparosan-N-sulfate-glucuronate 5-epimerase activity
Source: RefSeq, a predicted model, not a curated record
GGCGGCUCGGCUCCCGGCAGCGCGCGGAGCGCAGGCUGUGCUCGCCGCGCCUCCCGCCGAGCGCCGCGAGUGCGGCCGCCGCAGGCCUGGCCGCCGCGCCCCGCCGCCCCGCCGCCCCGGCUCCGGCUCCGUGGUCGCGGCGCUGCCCAGGAGUUUGACAAGAAACUGAAGGCUUGGUCAAACAUUUUGAAUUUGAAAUCAGACAUGUACUAGAUUUUAGAUUCUUUCAUUUGCUUAAGGUAUGGUCUGAAUAUGCGUUGCUUGGCAGCUCGGGUCAACUAUAAGACUUUGAUUAUCAUCUGUGCGCUCUUCACUUUGGUCACAGUACUUUUAUGGAAUAAGUGUUCCAGUGACAAAGCAAUCCAGUUUUCACGACACUUGAGUGGUGGCUUCCGAGUGGAUGGCUUUGAGAAGAGAGCUGCGGCAUCAGAAAGUAACAGCUAUGUGAACCACCCGGGCAAGCCGCAGUCUGACGAGGCGUUUCCACAGGAGCAGCAGAAAGCACCUCCUGUCGUGGGGGGCUUCAGCAGCAAUGGGGGGAACAAGGUGCUGGGGCUCAAAUAUGAAGAAAUUGACUGCCUCAUAAAUGAUGAACACACAAUCAAAGGGAGAAGAGAAGGAAAUGAAGUCUUUCUGCCGUUCAGUUGGGUGGAGAAGUAUUUUGAUGUUUAUGGGAAGGUGGUUCAGUAUGAUGGCUAUGAUCGGUUUGAGUUCUCACAUAGCUACUCCAGAGUCUAUGCACAGCGAUCCCCCUACCACCCUGAUGGCGUGUUCAUGUCCUUUGAGGGCUACAAUGUGGAAGUCCGAGACAGAGUCAAGUGUAUAAGUGGGGUUGAAGGUGUGCCUUUAUCUACACAGUGGGGUCCACAAGGCUAUUUCUACCCAAUCCAGAUUGCACAAUAUGGGUUAAGUCAUUACAGCAAGAAUCUGACUGAGAAACCUCCUCACAUAGAGGUCUAUGAAACCGCAGAAGACAGGGACAGAAACAGCAAGCCUAAUGACUGGACUGUGCCAAAGGGCUGCUUUGUGGCGAGUGUGGCUGAUAAGUCUCGAUUUACAAAUGUCAAGCAGUUCAUUGCUCCAGAAACCAGUGAGGGUGUAUCCUUGCAACUGGGUAACACAAAAGAUUUUAUUAUUUCAUUUGACCUCAAGUUCGUGACAAAUGGGAGUGUGUCUGUGGUGCUAGAGACCACGGAGAAGAAUCAGCUCUUCACAGUACACUAUGUCUCCAACACCCAGCUGAUCGCACUGAAGGACAGAGACAUCUACUAUGGCAUUGGGCCCAGGACCUCCUGGAGCACAGUCACCAGGGACCUGGUCACCGACCUCAGGAAAGGAGUGGGGCUCUCCAACACAAAAGCUGUCAGGCCGACCAAAAUCAUGCCCAAGAAGGUGGUCAGGUUGAUCGCUAAAGGGAAAGGCUUCCUCGACAACAUCACCAUCUCUACCACCGCGCACAUGGCUGCCUUCUUUGCGGCCAGUGAUUGGCUGGUAAGGAACCAGGAUGAGAAAGGCGGCUGGCCAAUCAUGGUAACCCGUAAGUUAGGGGAAGGGUUCAAGUCUUUAGAGCCGGGGUGGUACUCAGCCAUGGCCCAAGGCCAAGCCAUCUCGACCCUAGUCAGGGCUUACGUGCUAACAAAGGAUCACUUAUUCCUCAAUUCAGCUUUAAGGGCGACAGCCCCUUAUAAAUUUCUCUCCGAGCAGCAUGGAGUCAAAGCUGUGUUCAUGAAUAAACACGACUGGUAUGAAGAAUACCCAACCACCCCUAGCUCUUUUGUUCUAAAUGGCUUUAUGUAUUCUCUAAUUGGACUGUAUGACUUAAAAGAAACUGCAGGGGAGAAACUGGGGAAAGAGGCGAGGUCCUUGUAUGAGCGGGGCAUGGAGUCCCUGAAGGCCAUGCUCCCCCUCUAUGACACUGGCUCAGGGACCAUCUAUGACCUCCGUCACUUCAUGCUCGGCAUCGCCCCCAACCUGGCACGCUGGGACUACCACACCACUCACAUCAAUCAGCUUCAGCUCCUCAGCACUAUCGACGAGGCCCCCAUCUUCCGAGAAUUUGUCAAGAGAUGGAAAAGCUACCUUAAAGGUGGCAGGGCAAAGCACAACUAGCACUCACAGCCAAAACCCAAAACCCACAGCCUCUGCUGGAUGCACAGACCCUAGGCUCGCUGUGGGCAGAGCGGAGAUGCACUCUCAAGGCUCACGGGCAGGGGUUGUAGAUUGUGUCGUGGGGAUGAGUGAUCCUUAAAACCUGCCUUCUGAGAUCAUUGCAUCCCAGGGGUCGGGUGUUUGGAAAUGUAGCUGGCAACUAGAGUGGGUUCUGUCAUGGGUGAACCAGAGAGGCUUGGCUCUGCCCCAUGCAGGCCACGGCUAGUCUGACCCCUCUGUUUGAGAAGGGGCUUGGGUAGGGAGCUGCUUGCUGCUACUCCUGAACACAGUAUGGGGCUCUUUUAAAAUGUGAUUAUUUAUAUCUAUGUUGAAAGCAGACAUUAAGAGAAUAAUGUGCUAUAAUCCAGUAAAUAUGUACUCAUAGCCUAAAGAGUGGACUGUGUGCAACUAUUCAAAAUGAUGAUUCUUUUCUAUAGAUUUCCUUUCUUGAGAGCAAAUGAGCAUCUGGUGCAUCUGUUCGAUUUGUUGUGUAUGGAGAAUAUUUUGAAUUUCUGUUCUUCUGAAUACGUGUGAUUUUAAAACACAGCCAGGUUCAGACUUCACAGUUAUAUAACGUAAGCACAACUAACGUGAAGCUUGUUGACUGCACAAGAAAUGACAAAAAUAGUAACUGUUGUAUGAAACUUGAUCUACAAUCAGAAAGGUUUGAUAGUCUAUCCCUCCUUCCCCUCCCCUGAUGGUUUCUUUUUUGUAGAAAUUUGUGUUUCAUUUCAGAUGACACUUAAGAGUUUUGUGUAUUGUGGGGGUGCACAUUUGGGGGGACAUUAUUUGGAAAUUUUAUUAAAAACAGAUUUGGGGAGGAGCUAGCUAUUUUGAUAAACAUAUCACCACUACUGCCCUUUGAGCCUUUUUUUUUCCACCUCUCAAAGAAAAAGAGUAGAUCACAUAUUAUAUAUGAGAAUCAUCGCAGGGUUUUCUGGCUUGGAUUAUUCUUGAUCAUCAAGCCAUUGACCGUAUGCAUCAUUUCUUCUUACAAUUUUAAGUUCUUUCAACUAUUGGAUGAAAGUGAUGCCACCAUGUUGCUGUGUGUGAAAUCAGAUCCAUAUUGGGUUUUUAGGGUCCACUGUGCCCGCAGACCCCACGAAACUAGGUUUCCAUACCCCAGACCAGGGGCAGUGUCUACAGUGGGACUUCAGGCCUGAGGACAGAACCGAGUUGGAUGUGUAAUAGCACACCAACACUGUCCCUGCACAGGUUGGCAUAUGAGACUGCCCCAUUCAAAGAGGUUCAGAGAGUCUGACAAGAUCCAGUGCAGUUUGUCUGUAACCCACACCAAGUGGGCAAAAAUGACAUGGACAACCUGCCUAUAUGUUACAUCUUAACUGAAGUCAUCAACACUACUUAGAAAGUCGAAUAUAUGUAUGUACAUAUGCAUGUAAUAUGUGUAUGCUCUGUGUGUGUCAGUCACAAAGGGGGCAGGAGUUCUGAGAAAGAUCUCCAAGGAGCAUAGUAUUAAUCUUCCCUUAGGAAAGUAAGUUUCAACUCCCCAGUUCGUGUGAUCGCAACUCUAUUUUGCCCACAUCAAAAACUGUGGGGUUUUUGGGUCCUCCCUCCCAAGCUUUAUAAUUCUUCUAUUUUAGAUGUCUCAACAUGAAUAUCUGGGCUCCUUCGUUUUUAUUUUCAAUUCAGAUGUUCGAAAUUGAACUUCCGCCAAUCUGGGUACUCUUCCAUUUCAUCACAUUUGUCAUAGUUUAGAAUUGUCCAGACUUCUACCUUGUGUUUGCACACUGUUACUUGAGAUUAAGAGACUUGGUGAAAACCGUCUGGUACUGCUUCUGUGACAAAUACCGGUGCCUUAAUGAUGUGACUGUCCUUUCCCUUGGGAAAAGGGCAGUUUGAUCUAGAAAUGGCAUUGCUGUUUCACUGCUGUUGGUUUCAUAUUGCCUGCCACCAUUGCAACAGCAACUUGAUUCUCUUACUGUGACACGGAAUUUUCAGAAAGGCUGAGUGCCACAUGCAGCAGCAUUGUCGGUACGAACCAGUGCUCCUCAAACUCGAGGGUGCCUCAGAGUUCUCUGGGGGGGCUUGUUAAGCUGUAGCUCUCAGGUGUGUGGUGGUUCACCUGUGCACAGGUGCACGUGUGCAUGUUCGACCAGCAUCGGCCAUGGUGGCGCAGGGGGUAUGGGCAGGAUCUGAGCAGGAGGAAUGCCAGCCCAUGCCCACUGUGGUACUUUUUGUCCCAAACACCUGCAGAGUUUCCUAGGGUUCUAAAUCAUGUAAAAUGUAUACUUAAAGGGAAUGGGGAGGUAUUUUAAACUUUCGUUUCUUUAUGUCUUUCUUGGUUUCAAGAUUAUGGGUAGGGUUUGGUUUUUGUUUGGUUUUGUUCUGUUUUUUUUUUUUUUUUUUCAUUUUUCUUGCAUUAGCUUUGAUGUUUAAAGAAAUCUCUUGCCACUUCAGUUGUAAAACCAGCCCAAAGUUUCCAGAUGAAGAUCAAGUUUGACCCUCCUGGGGUCAUUGUACAUAAUGGCUUCCUCCCAAACCAUCCUGUGUCUGUGAGCAAACCGAGAAAUGACACGCACAAGCACAACUUUCUGGAUGUGGCAGUUCUCCUUUGUCAGCGUGCAAACUUUCACCGAAAGCUGCUAUUUCCAUCCUCCUUGUACUUGUUCUCCUUGUUUCUCUUCCAUUGUACAUAUGGGUUUACCAUGUGUUAAAUAUGCAAUAAAGUGUUUACCGGAUGCCCGUCUGAAGGGUGGUCCUUUGUAAAGCUGUAUAGACUUUGCAGUUAAAGCACAAUGUGCCCAUGUUAGUUUUAUAUACAGCGAAACUUGAUUUUUUGCAGAUGGAAAGGUAUUUUGUUUCUAUACAAAGUAAAUGAAUUGUUUGUGCUUAAUGUAAAGCUGCUUUAUAAAAUUGUAAAAUAAAGUUUUUAUCUUAAAGAUAUGUACCUGGAUAUGUGUCUUUUCUCAUCUGAGAUUAUUUGAGCCCAGCCAGCCAAUUUCUGACCAUCAUUCCUUUCAGCACGUGAAAGUUAGACAGGCAGCAAAUAUUCAUUAGAAGCACAUCACCAAAGGUCUUUAAAGACAGGGUAACUGAAUGUGAGGGUCCUGAAAUUUUUCUUUUAAAAUGUUAUGGGGCUAGGGGCUGGAAUAAUAGCACAGCGGGUAGGGCGUUUGCCUUGCACGUGGCUGACCCGGGUUCAAUUCCCAGCAUCCCAUAUGGUCCCCUAAGCACCGCCAGGGGUAGUUCCUGAGUGCAGAGCCAGGAGUGACCCUGUGCAUCACCAGGUGUGACCCAAAAAGCAAAAAAAUAAAUAAAAAUAAAUAAAAUGUUAUGGGGCUUGCUGCCCCAGGAAGGGAAAUUAUACAAUUUCCAACAUAAAUCUCCCUGGGCUUUACUAAAAUACAGAAAUCCUAAACCAUACAGAAUCAUAUCUCUUCAUUCUCAUCAAUGGAAAACUAAUUAUCAAAUGCUUCCUUGUCAGUAGGGCCAUAUUUUU